This is a messenger RNA of Sesamum indicum (sesame), 976 nucleotides long. Its product is annotated as dehydrin DHN1. NCBI's taxonomy places the organism in Eukaryota, Viridiplantae, Streptophyta, Magnoliopsida, Lamiales, Pedaliaceae. Gene Ontology annotation, biological process: response to water deprivation; cold acclimation; response to abscisic acid. Gene Ontology annotation, cellular component: cytosol. The record is from RefSeq and is a predicted model, not a curated record.
CAACACUCACAUCCUCUCAAUUAUUGCUUCAAUCUCACCUGCAUCUCUCAUCUCUCAUCUCAUCACUCUUGACAGCCCAACACAAGAAUAAAGCAAGAUGGCUCAAUACGGGAGGCACACCGACGAGUAUGGCAACCCCAUCCGUCAAACCGAUGAGUAUGGAAACCCCAUUCACCGCACUGGAGCUGGAGGAGGUACUCUCGGGGACUAUGGUCCCAUUACUGGAGCUGAUCACACCCCCACCGCCACCGCCGGCCCUUAUGCUAAUCAGUAUGCAGCCACCGGGGCUUACGCAACUGAUCCGCAUGGACCCACCGGGGCUUAUGGAACUGAUCCCUAUGGAGCCACCGGCACCACCGGAGCUUAUGGAACUGAUUCCUAUGGAGCCACCGGCACCACCGGAGCUUAUGGAACUGAUCCAUAUCGAGCCCCGGGCACCACCGGAGCUUAUGGAACCCACUGUGGUAGUGGUGGCGGGAUUGCUGCUGGAACUACUGACGUUGGUCUUGGUGGCGUUCACCGCCGCCGCUCUGGCAGCUCAAGCAGUUCGUCGUCUUCGGAGGACGACGGGCUUGGUGGAAGGAGAAAGAAGGGGCUGAAGGAGAAGAUAAAGGAGAAGCUACCUGGGGGGCAUUCCACCGGGGGCGGCGGUUAUGGUCAUGAAUACGGCGGAGCGGAGCGUCCACACCAUGAAAAGAAGGGAAUGAUGGAGAAAAUCAAGGAGAAGCUGCCGGGCCACCAGCAUAAGUGAUAUUUUGCGCCGGGCCGGACUUAUGUCAUGGAUAUAUGCUAUAUUGUACGUGAGCAAUAAUGCUAAGGUUUUUUUUUGUUUUUCUUCUUUUGAAGUUAAUGAUGCUCAGUUUAUGUUGUUUUUAUGAUGUCUGUAAGUUGUGAGAAAGAGUUUGUAACACGGGUGUGCCGCUACUAAUUAAUACGUACCACUCAGCUAUAAUAUUUAUGCCACACUUUUCGGGCG